This is a messenger RNA of Protopolystoma xenopodis, 342 nucleotides long. The record is from the annotation of a GenBank genome assembly. NCBI's taxonomy places the organism in Eukaryota, Metazoa, Platyhelminthes, Monogenea, Polystomatidea, Polystomatidae.
AUGUCGAUGGCUUCUCGUAUCUUGCCUCUUCUUCUACUUUCACCUUAUGCAGCCAGCCUUUUUUGUCGAUUUCCACUCGAUUUCAUGUCCCGUACGUGCGAUAUGUUCCGCUAUUUCGGAUCUUUCAGCGUCCAUGCUUCUGCAGAGUCUUUUGUAUUCCUUAAUUCGUUUAUCAAUCGUGUCAACGAUUCUUUCCGUAUCCGUUCUUCCUCCAAGAUGUCCUCUUCUCGCUCCAAUAUCUCCAGCAAGGCGCUUUCCGUCUUCUCACCUGAGAUGUUUAUGUACAUGGAUUGUACAUCGAAACUCACCGACAGUUCCGUCCCCACCAGCCCAAUGUUCUGA